AUGGCCCCAUCCAAAUUAGCCUUCUUGGUGUUGUUGAUCUCUAUCAUGGAAUCGGCCCAUGAGAUUGGAGCGAUUCCGCAUCCCUCUUUCAAAGAUGCUCGCUUCGUUGAUUCAGCACAUGUCCCAGUCCAAAUGCCCACAGUCCAAAUGCAUGAUGUCGAGAAACCACUGGCUGAAAGGGUUUCACCAAGUCUGCAAGGCCCUUUGGAGAGGGAACAAUUCCAUGACAGGCAGAUUCAUGAAUCUAUUCCUUCUCAAGAUGAUCCAGCAUCAUUCAUGGUUUGCAUCCAGCCCGAAGCCAAGUUCAGCCAUGUCAGACGUGGAGCCCAUGCCUUCAGGUAUGCUGGCUUCAUCAUAAACGAUAGUCAAGUCAAAGUAAUCAAGUCAACUCCUCGCUCCAACAACGAUGAAGAUCUUAUUCCAAGCCGUCGUGAGCAUACGGAGUCCUCGCUUAGGUGGAAUCCAACGCCCCCAAGGCCCUUGAAGAGAACACGGUUUUCGGAUGAAAGUGUUGGCAGUAAACGUCAACCUAGGUGGUCUGCAGAAAACAACGGACUUCCUACCGAGUCGAAUAUCCGCUGGACAAAAAGUAGUUCGAUCCCAAGCCAUCAUGACCACGAAAAUUUGCCGAUUGAGAAACAGGCUGGCGUGAGUUCCUCGAGUGGAAAAGGUGAAAGUGAUUCAACUACCAGUCGUAGCAUGGGCCAAGAUCCAGUCGAAUCAAGUACCGUACAAAAAAUGGAUCUUCCCGUCAAGCAGCCGUUGAAAAAACAAGACUGGAUGACUGGACAAAUCAGUUUUUUUUCGUCAGAGUAUUCGAAGAACUUGCAUACCAUCUAUCUUCGCUUGGGCAAGUUAUAUGAUUCGUCGAAUACAGUGAGAACGAUAUCAAAAAAACGGAUGAUUGGUGUACCAGUGGUGAUGACAAGUAUCCAAAUGGGAGAAAGUCCGCUGACGCUGCUCAAUUGGAUUGUCAAGACGGAUGGAAAUCAUUGUCCCGUUAAAGAGUUAAUUAGCAAAUUCAAGCACCUUGCAAACUUCAUUACCUGUUAUCAUUCGGAGCUUUUGAAAGCACUAGGAAUCGACGUUAGCGAAUUUGGCACCCUGAAUGAAGCCUUACUGAAAUGGGUUCUAAAUGAGAUAUUCAAUCCUUCCACUGGCUUCCCAAUAAUCGGAAUGAUUACUGAUCAGAAACUGGUCCAAGGCUUGGGGAAAGAAGAAUCCCCGUUCCGGGAUCUGGAUGCCUACCUCAGUAUUUAUUUCAGUCGACCUGAAGCUGACCAGGAUUCCAGCAAGGAUGCAUGUGUCUUAAUCAACUACUGGUAUCGCUCCCAACAAACCCAAAUCCAUAAAAAAUUCUCCGGCAAUGACAAAGAUCAUUUCAUGCAUUUAUUGAAGAAAAUUCACAUGGAUUUCUCUGUUCCCACUCCCUGAUUGUCUCUCCCAUUCUUUCCCUCAAUGGUUAAAUCGCUUCAAAUCUCUCUAACCUUCGACAGUCACGUUUGCUUGUUUGGAUUUUGUGUUUGAAUCUUUGUAGCAAUUGAUGGAUUGAUUCAUUUCUACCAUGCAGAAAUUUUCAAGGCGGGUGAUUCAAGCUAAUUGGCCGUAGCUUUGUUCACGUAUGAUUUCCUUUGCAUGUUCCCUUUUUACUGCUGAGCCAUACUCGAAGAAAGUCAACCGCAAUAAUUCUUCAAUUUUCUAUGUAAUUGUGAAGCAAUUUCAUGAAAACCAAGCCUAAGCAUGGAGCUUAUAACCAUAAGGCUCCAGCCCAG
Molecule: messenger RNA, 1772 nt
Organism: Puccinia graminis f. sp. tritici CRL 75-36-700-3
Lineage: Eukaryota; Fungi; Basidiomycota; Pucciniomycetes; Pucciniales; Pucciniaceae
Exons: 6
Coding region: 1-1434 (477 amino acids)
Source: RefSeq, a predicted model, not a curated record